AUGGCUCUUACUUACCCUUUAAUCACUGUCAGUUCUCGUCUUCAGGUUCAAAAAGAUUCAAAAGGUCCCGGUGCAUAUAAGGGAAGUAGGGAUGCUAUUAUAAAAAUAUUAAUGAGCGAAGGUGUUAGUGGGUUGUAUUCUAAAAUUAUUAAACCAAGUGAGUUUAUUGGUGAUAUAUCAGUAAAGCAAUCAAUGAUUGCAAGUUCUAUAGCUGGUGCUGCUACUGUACUAAUUACAAAUCCUAUUUGGGUUGUCAACACACGUGUAACAACACAAACAAUUAUAAAUAUAUUUGAUAAUGAUGGAAUUUCUGCUUUUUGGCAAGGUGUAACACCUGCUUUGAUUCUUGUAAUAAAUCCCAUCAUUCAAUACACAGUUUUUGAACAAUUGAAAAGUCGGUUAGAAAAAACUAAAACAUUGAAAAAUUCGGAUUUUUUUAUUUUGGGGGCUAUAAGUAAACUUGUUGCCACCACUUUAACUUACCCAUACAUUGUUAUGAAAUCACGUAUGCAAUUACGUCAAACUUCAAAAGGAAAUGGUAGAUAUCAUUCAGUUUUAGAUGGAAUUAAAAAAAUUAUUGAAAGUGAAGGAAUUAAAGGUCUUUACAAAGGAAUCUCUUCAAAAUUACUUCAAUCGCUCUAUGGUUAA
Molecule: messenger RNA, 648 nt
Organism: Entrophospora candida
Lineage: Eukaryota; Fungi; Glomeromycota; Glomeromycetes; Entrophosporales; Entrophosporaceae
Source: the annotation of a GenBank genome assembly